AUGCUUCCGCUUCUCAAUUCCGCGGCCGAGGCCAUCGGAAACACGCCCCUCGUGCGUUUAGAUGGCAUCACCUCUUCAUUGGGGCUUGACGGGACCAUCAUCGCCAAGUUGGACUACCUCAACCCCGGCGGAUCGAAAAAAGAUCGCGUCGCACUCGGCAUUAUCGAAGAAGCAGAGAGACUGGGUACUCUCAAGCCCGGACAGCCUGUCGUCGAACUCACAAGUGGCAACACAGGCACUGGGCUUUCAAUUGUAUGUGCCAUUAAAGGCUACCCGUUCAUUGCAGUUAUGUCUCGAGGUAACUCCGUUGAACGUGCCCGUAUGAUGUCCGCUCUAGGCGCUGAGGUUAUCCUCGUUGAUCAAAUGCCCGGCUCAACACUCGGUCAAGUCUCUGGAGCUGAUCUAAAGCUAGUGGAGGAGGAAGUGAAAGAACUUGAGAUUGAGCGCGGAGCUUUUCGCGCGGACCAGUUUCUUCGUGAUGGGAAUUGGAUGGCUCAUUUUGACGGGACUGGAGCGGAGAUUUGGGAACAAACAAACGGGUGUCUUGAUGGGUUUGUGGACUUUGUUGGUUCUGGUGGUACCUAUGCUGGUGUAUCUAGGAAGCUUAAAGCUAUGAAUCCUGAGGUGAAAUGCUUUAUUGUUGAGCCGGAUGGAGCUGCUGUCUUAGCCAACAAGGAAGUUUCGCAGCCAGAACAUCCUAUUCAGGGAGGUGGGUAUAUGAUGCCUGAUUUGGUUUAUCUUAAGGAUGGUGCUGUUGCUGUUGAUGGUUAUCUACAGGUAACGGGUGAUCAGGCUAGAGAAGGAGCUCGCCUUUUAGCAGGCAAAGAGGGUAUCUUUGGGGGUUUUUCUAGUGGUGCAAAUUUGAGCGCUGCAAUUGAGCUGCUCAAAGGGGAGAUGAAAGGGAAAACGAUCGCAAUCAUGAUUUGUGAUUCUGGUCUUAAGUAUUUGUCGACGGAUCUUUGGGCAGAAACAUGA
This is a messenger RNA of Penicillium angulare, 975 nucleotides long. Its product is annotated as PLP-dependent cysteine synthase family protein. Gene Ontology annotation, molecular function: cysteine synthase activity. Gene Ontology annotation, cellular component: cytoplasm. NCBI's taxonomy places the organism in Eukaryota, Fungi, Ascomycota, Eurotiomycetes, Eurotiales, Aspergillaceae. Bases 1 to 975 code for a protein of 324 amino acids. The transcript has a single exon. The record is from RefSeq and is a predicted model, not a curated record.